Messenger RNA from Amphiprion ocellaris (clown anemonefish), 1547 nucleotides. RefSeq names its product N-acetylneuraminic acid phosphatase (gene nanp). Lineage: Eukaryota; Metazoa; Chordata; Actinopteri; Pomacentridae. The record is from RefSeq and is a predicted model, not a curated record. Bases 47 to 778 code for a protein of 243 amino acids. Gene Ontology annotation, molecular function: hydrolase activity. The transcript has 2 exons.
CCGCUAAGUAUCCUGGCGUUUACGUGAACGGCAGCGCGUUGUGGCUAUGGACGGCAGAGCUGUGAAGGCGAUACUGUUUGACCUGGACAACACGCUCAUUGAAACGAGCCGAGCAGGAGCAGUGGCGAUACAGAAGACCAGAGAACUUUUAAAGACCACUCUGGGCCUUGAUGACGACACCAUCCGCUGCAUUUCUGACAAGUUCCAGCAGAAGCUUUUCCUUGAGAGGUUUGACCCUUCAGCUGGCAGAUCCAUAGAUAAUGUCCGUGUGGGUCACUGGGAGGAAAGCAUCACGGAGACUCUGGGUAGUUGCUCGCCACCCUCUCUGGCAGCUCAGUGCUACUACCUGUGGAAAAAUAGUCGCCUGGAGGUCCUCUGUCUCUCUCCUGAAGUGUGUAACCUUUUGAAACAACUGCGCAGUAGACACAAGCUGCUGCUGCUGACCAAUGGGGAAUCUCCGAUCCAGAGAGAGAAGGUGAAGGCGGUCAGGUGUGAGGAGUUCUUCGAUGCCAUCGUGGUUGGUGGAGAACAUGCAGAGCAGAAACCGUUUGUCUCCAUCUUCACGUUGUGUUUCAAAAUGCUUGGGGUGGAGGCCCAGGACUGCAUUAUGGUGGGAGACUCUCUGGACACAGAUAUUCAGGGGGGCUUUAAUGCCGGAGUACGAGCCACAGUCUGGAUUAACAGUGCAGAAGGGACUGCGUCAGAUGGGUCAGUGAAACCAGAUUACACUAUCCCAACUGUACUUGACCUGCCAGGGAUUCUGGCACAGCUGCAAUAAGCACAACUGAUGAAUAACUCAUUUCAAGCGGGAUGUCGUAAGAAUUUUUAAUUAUGGAUAUUUAAAUGUGACCGUUGCAAUAAUUUUCCCAACUGUAAACAAGGGUAAUUUUUUUAUUAUAUCUGCUUGGCCUUUUAUACACUGUCAUUUUGAAUUGCAUAUAAGGACACUCAGCGAGCAACUGUUCAGACAUUCACUGGUGGAAACUAAUUACAUUUACUGAGGGACCGAACUUGAGUACAAUUUCAUGAUUUGUACUUUUACUUGAAUAUUCAUAAUUUCAGCUUCUUUAUAUCCCACUGCAUGUCAAAAAUAAAUAUUCUUUUUUUAUUCCACUUGAAAACUAUAGUUACUCUUCAGAUCAUUCUUUUACAUAAAACCAUGUACAUUGUAAGGCUGACCCGAAUAGCAGUUUCUGGGCUCCGGAUAUUCGGCCCCAGUUAAUGCCGAAUAUCCAAAUAUUCGGUCCGCUUCGUAACGUCCAACGGCCCUAGUACAUUGUAUGCUGUAAUUAGAUCUACUUCCACUUCAGUAAAAUGCUCCGUGAACCAACAAUCUGAUGAUAGGCAGAGGGCCCUUAUUUUGCAAAUACUUUUUCCUAAUGGAUCUCAAUACUCUGUUCAAUCCUAGUAUAUCAUACCAAUCAACCUCAAGAAGAGAACCAUUAUUUUAAACACUCAGAUUGACUGUACUUUAAUAAAUUCACUCCAUCAUAUGCUCAUACUUGUUCAUUUUUACACAAUCUUGACUAAUAAACAGUUGACACAGA